GAGGAACAAGGAGAAGCUGCCUCUCCAAUAGGUGAAAUACAGCCAUUGAGAUGUUUGCUUCUGUGUGAAGCAGCAGCUUCUGACUUCCAUCAAGUGUGGAGCUUAGUUGGAGACAGGAGCUGGGAUCCCCUGCCUCUCUCCAAUGCCAUGACUUGUGGACCUGCUCACUUCUGGUUCCUGAAUGCCAUCUUUGGGAUACAGUCCUUAUGUUCCUGAUCUCUGUUGUACCACACUGGCCAUUCUAUAACCUGGACACAAUGUUUGUGCGAGGAUUAAAGAGAAAACGUUUUGAUGGCGAAGAAGAUAUUGAGGGAACUCUGGCUGGUAUUAAGGCUAUUCCUUCAUAUAAUCUUCAGCGACAGUCACUUUUAGAUAUGUCCUUGGUUAAACUUCAGCUGUGUCACAUGCUGGUUGAACCUAACCUUUGUCGUUCGGUACUUAUAGCCAACACAGUACGUCAGAUCCAAGAGGAAAUGACUCAAGAUGGAACUUGGCAGAUGAUAAAUACACAGAGUACAGGGCAGGCAUCCCUGGAUCGUCUUGUCUCAACAGAUAUUCUCUGUCGUUCAUCCAGGGAACAAGCUGAGGGAAAGCAUGUUCCAGGCUAUAGUACUUUCAAUAAAGACUUUGAGGGUGAUCAAACACAAGAUAGUUCAGAAACUAUGUCAACAGCUUCUUCAGUGCAAGCUCCAAGAAACCUGCAAAGCAAUGUGUGGGAAAUGGAGAAUUCACAAGAAAAUAAAGGAAACUUUCAAAAAUCAUUAGAUCAAAUAUUCGAGACACUGGAGAAUAAAAGCCCUAAUUCUGUUGAAGAUCUGUUUUCAGAAGUUGACAAUUCUUACUAUGAUCUUGAUACUAUGUUAACAGGCAUGAUGAGCAACACAAAAAUGGGACACUGUGAUGGGCUUGAAACAUUUACCUCUCCAGCAACUACAACUUCUAACUCUAAUUGUAAAUCUGACCUUAAUGAGCUUGAUCAUAUUGUGGAAAUCCUUGUUGAAUCCUGAAAUGCCUUGUGUAGGAGACAAAGAUCUGAUAAUGGGAAAAAAAGACUCAAGAAAGCUAUUUCCAAUUUGUUUUAUCAAAUCUGCGCGUGUAUUUUACAAAUAUCUAUAUAUUAUAUAGAUAUAUAUAUUUAAAAAGCACUUCAUAUUGCAAAAUGAUGUUAACUCUUAAAGUUAACCUGCAACUUGUAGUGUAAUAAUCCAGUUUAUUGUCCAUUGAACUAUAAGUACACACAGUAAAUGUCUUCAAGUUUAGGGUCCAAGGCUCUUGAAAUUGGGUUCUUUUUACCAAUUUCAUUUAGCCUUUGAUGGAGGAUAUGUUCAGUGAGAGGGAGUUUUUCACCUUUUUCUUAUACUUCUCCCAGUAUAAAUGGUAAUAAACAUAGAGAGAAGUUGGAUGGUUUCCUAUUUCACUCCGGUUUCUGCUUUAUUACAGCAUGUAACUCCUACCAUAUCUGCUGCUUCUGUUCUAAGUUGCUAUGUGGCUCUUAAAGAGCAGUAUGCAAUAGUUCCUGUUAUCCUAGCUAGCUUAUUCUGUUUUUUGCUACAUUUUUUACUUCAAAAAUAGUUCUAAAGUGUUUAUUGCUGUUUAGAUUUUUCCAGGUAUUUUCCUAAAAUAUAUUUUUACUACAGAUGUUCUGUCAGCUGCUAACUUAGUAACUUUUGAUCAGAUCUGCAGUUGAUGUAUUUUUUGGAAGUUUUUCAAAAAGGGAUGUUUCUUUUACUGUGAGCUACCAAAUGUAGUUCAGUAAAGUGUAUGUAAAUGUAAAUAUACAAUUUUAUACUUUACAUUAAAAUGUAAGAGCUGUUUUCAUGAUUCUUUUUUUUUAGAGUAGUACUUUACUAAAUUGAGAAUUGUACAAUUAUGCUUUUCAUGCCCCGUGUACUUGAGUAUCAUUAGAGGAAGAGCUUUGAUCCAGCUAGACACAAUUACAUUUAAUUCAUUUCAGACCAUUUUUUUUGUUAACUACAAACCUAAAUUACGUAGGUUUUUAUUUAUGUGUAUUUAUAUGUAAAUGUCAUCAAGUGAAUUGUUUAUCACAGAAGUCUACCAUCAAAUAUUUGUUUAUAUGGGAUAACUGUCUUGCACUAAUUACUACAAAAAGUGUUAUUAGCAGCCUUUAAAUCUCAACUGGUUUGUCACAAUGUCAUGUCAUAAUUAAUAUGCUCCACUUUUCCCAAGGGUUUCCUCUUGGUUUUUUU
This is a messenger RNA of Cuculus canorus (common cuckoo), 2207 nucleotides long. RefSeq names its product cell division cycle associated 4 (gene CDCA4). The transcript is spliced from 2 exons. Gene Ontology annotation, molecular function: transcription regulator activity. Gene Ontology annotation, cellular component: nucleus. The record is from RefSeq and is a predicted model, not a curated record. NCBI's taxonomy places the organism in Eukaryota, Metazoa, Chordata, Aves, Cuculiformes, Cuculidae. The coding region runs from base 207 to 1007 and encodes 266 amino acids.